AUGAGUGUAUCAUUUUUUAAGGUUAUGCUGGUUGGGAGCAUUUGCUGUGUUGUGGUGACUAUGUUUGGGCAAAUUACCAUUGGACACAGAGGGAAAACUCAAGAUCACAAGCACCAUCACCUUUGCACAACUAACACCAAAGAUUUCUUAAAUCUGUCAGAAGUGCAAUGCAUGGAGCUUAGUAAAAGUGUUAUUUACUCUAUCAUCCUUAGAGAACCUGAUGAAGAGUAUUAUUGGGCUGUAGUGAAAGAGCCUUGGACCAAACACUGUGACAAAGGGGAGCAUUACAGUAUUAAAAAUGAUGGUUAGAUAAAAAAUGACAUGUGGACACAUAUAAGGAAAAUGUACAAACAUAUCUUUGGAAAGCAUGGCGACAAUUACAACUGGUUCUUUCUUGCACAUCCCACUAUAUUUUGUGUCACUGAAAACUUAAAGUAUCCUCUGUUUACUAGGAAUGCUUCACAACCUUUCUAUCUGGGCCACAAUAUAACAUCUGGUGACCUUGAAUACAUGACUAUGAAAGGAGGAAUUGUCUUAAGAAUAGAGACUAUGAAAAGACUUAACAGACUUCUCAAUUGUGAAAAGUGUGCAGAUCAAAGUGUGCUUGGGAAGUUAUUUGAGGAUGUGCAGCUGGCAGCUUGCCUGAAACAUGCAGGAGUUCUUGCAGAAAAUGCGGAUUCCAAAAAAAGAGCUCUAUUUAAUACAAAACCAACAGCUCAACUUAUUCAAGAGACAGUACCUAAUAACCCUAAGGAAGUAGUAGAAGGCUGCUGUUCAGAUAAAGCUAUUACUUUUAACGGACCAACUCCCCAAAAGACGAUAGUAAUAAUGUAUGGUGUGUGUUAGCUCAGGGCAUUUAGACAUUAUUUCAAUGAUACACUGAUUUUCUUGCCUCCAAAUGGUUCAGAAAAUGACUGA
Phacochoerus africanus (Common warthog) is the source of this 918-nucleotide messenger RNA. RefSeq names its product C1GALT1 specific chaperone 1 like (gene C1GALT1C1L). Gene Ontology annotation, molecular function: N-acetylgalactosaminide beta-1,3-galactosyltransferase activity. Lineage: Eukaryota; Metazoa; Chordata; Mammalia; Artiodactyla; Suidae. The record is from RefSeq and is a predicted model, not a curated record.